This is a messenger RNA of Rotaria sp. Silwood2, 336 nucleotides long. NCBI's taxonomy places the organism in Eukaryota, Metazoa, Rotifera, Eurotatoria, Philodinida, Philodinidae. The record is from the annotation of a GenBank genome assembly.
AUGUCAUCUGAAAAAGAUCCUGCUGCUCACAAACAACCAGAAGUACAUAAACCUCGCAUGUGUGGAGGUAUCACUGGUCUUCGACCAGUAAAUGAAGAUGAUUUACAAAUUUGGGAUAUGGUACCCACAAGUCACAAGCUUAAACCAGUUCAAGUAGCUACACAAGUUGUAGCUGGAAUGAAUUAUUUUUUCAAGGUUGAAUUACCUGACAAAAAAUAUGCAACAGCUCGUGUUUAUCAUGUUCCAUGGCAACAAGAUACUCAUGGAAAAGCAGAACAAGUUGCUGUACAUGCUAAACUUAGUGAUAGUCCAACUGAAGAUCUUGGUCAUUUUUAA